Molecule: messenger RNA, 981 nt
Organism: Mesorhabditis spiculigera
Lineage: Eukaryota; Metazoa; Nematoda; Chromadorea; Rhabditida; Rhabditidae
Source: the annotation of a GenBank genome assembly
AUGCAGGACGCCACUGGAGAGGUCAACGACAAUCAGCAGAUCCAGGACAUGCUGGAUCGAAUGGCCUCGGAAACAAUGGAUUUUGUGGCUAUCCAACACCAGGCCGAUGAUGAAGCUGAAGAGCUGGCGCGUUUACAGACAGUCUACGGAGAGCUUCCAGAGUUCUGGGCGAUGGCACCCAGCAGUCAAGAACCAGACGGCACCCCACUACCAGAUACUUCCAUCGAAGCAUUGCUAUACACGCCGGUUGGAUUGCGUCCUCGCAUACCAAUCGCAGUCGAAUCGCAAGAACAGAUGUCAGCAGUCCCGUGCCUCUCAAUGGAGGAUCUCCAGGUCGAGUGGCUCAGUCACCACAAGGUGCCGCGAAUGGGUUAUCACAACAGACUCAGCAUCAAAUGGCUUCGUGAUCAUUCACCCAGAUUCUGCCACCGAGAGUUCUUCUUCGAAGAUCCACAGAACAAGGAAAUCAUCAGGGUGUUUGUACACACAGCGAUCGCCGUUGCUGAACAAAGCAACCCAGUUACCCGUGGUCGAUACAUCGCCAUCCUCAGCAACUACCAACUCAUGUCCAUUAUCAGCCCGAUCCUGUUCGUUGAGAACGGCAGUCCCUUCAGCGAGAUCCUCAGAUCCUUCCUGUCUGAAGCCGCUGCGACCAAAGUCGUCCAGUACGUGUGGAAUUUCUACCAGGUCUGCAUUCCAAACAACGCGAACCUGCUCGGUGUGGCGGUCCACAGCCUCUGCUUCCAUACGGACCUUGAAGAUGUGGUCCGUAGGGCUUCCAGCAAUGUCACACGCGGUGCUUGGCAAAGUCUGCUCCACCAGGUCGCCGAAGAUGCGGAUCACUACCAGCAACAACACCACACAGCGAUCAACAAAUGCAUGCAGGACAUCCUGAACGCUGUUGGAGCCGACCUUCAGAGGCAAAUCAAACAAUUUUCAAACAGACGCGAGCAUGAGCGACAACUUCUGCGCGAUCGCAAG